GUGGAGCUGCUCAAGCUCGACGUUGAGGGGUCCGAGGGCGGCGCGCUGCGCGGCGUCGCGGACGAGGACUGGCGGCGCAUCAGGCAGGUUGUGGUGGAGGUGCAUGGCGGCUCGGCGCGGGGGGAGGUGGAGGCGCUGCUGCUCCGCCGCUUCGGCCGCGUGCGGUACACCGCCGACGAGGAG
This is a messenger RNA of Emiliania huxleyi CCMP1516, 183 nucleotides long. RefSeq lists its product as hypothetical. The record is from RefSeq and is a predicted model, not a curated record. Lineage: Eukaryota; Haptophyta; Isochrysidales; Noelaerhabdaceae. The annotation marks the transcript as partial. The transcript has a single exon.